AUGAACUCAACAGAAAUUUUAAUAAAAAUAUACAAACAUGAGUGUUACAUAAACUUCUCAUCGUUGAUAAUUCUGCUGUUGAUAUUUGCUGCUUAUCUUUGGUUUGUGUUAAUUGCUGGGCCAAAAUAUAUGAAGAAACGAGAGGCUUGCAAUGUUACAAAUUUAAUUCGAACUUACAACAUUUAUCAAGUGUUUUGUUGCAUAUUUUAUGUAGUUGGAUCAUACAGUUUAGGAUUUACACUCAAUCAUCUUUUCAAAUGUCAACGAUUCGCUUUUCUCGAUGAUGAUGCGAGGCUUUCCAUUUAUGUUGGAUCCUGGCUCUUCCUAAGUCUUCGAGUGCAUGAAUUCAUUGAGACAAUCUUCUUCAUUCUACGCAAAAAAUUCAAUCAAGCGUCGUUUCUUCAUAUUUUCCACCACAUUGGAUCAGUUGCAACGACUUGGCUGUUUAUUGUUUCAAACGCAGAAUUAAUGGCAGUUUACAUUGCACAAUUAAACUCAGCAGUCCACAUCAUCAUGUACACUUAUUACUUCAUAAGUUCUUUUAAAGAUAAAAGGAUUCAAAAUGUUAUAAGUCGGGUUAAACCUUUGAUUACGAUUAUUCAGUUACUCCAAUUUGUGAUAAUUAUAGCACAUUGUACAAUUGCUAUUCUUCCUGAUUGUGGUGCCAGUUAUUUCUUCCAUUUACAAAUUUUGAAUUUUGUCAUACUUUUUAUUUUGUUUGGAAAAUUUUUCGUCGACACGUAUUCGAGAAGUGAACUACAACUUAUUAACAUAAAAACAUAA
Messenger RNA from Clunio marinus, 783 nucleotides. NCBI's taxonomy places the organism in Eukaryota, Metazoa, Arthropoda, Insecta, Diptera, Chironomidae. The record is from the annotation of a GenBank genome assembly.